Molecule: messenger RNA, 3879 nt
Organism: Oncorhynchus gorbuscha (pink salmon)
Lineage: Eukaryota; Metazoa; Chordata; Actinopteri; Salmoniformes; Salmonidae
Product: low-density lipoprotein receptor-related protein 8-like
Exons: 18
Coding region: 123-3056 (977 amino acids)
Molecular function (GO): protein binding; calcium ion binding
Source: RefSeq, a predicted model, not a curated record
CUCGAGCCGAUCAGCCAAGCCAAGGCAGAGCGAGUGAGCGUUGCAUAGCGAAGGGAAGAGGUGGUUUGCUUCGUUCAGUAUUUUUUUAUGAACAUAACUACGAAUCACCUCUUCUUUUAAAGAUGUGGACAGAAGUCGGGAAGCUAAUGCUCCUACAUGUGUUACUAUUGGAGCUCCACUCCACCCAAGGGACUCAUACGGAUACGGAUUGUGAAACGGGUCAGUUUCAAUGCAAGAACGGAAGGUGUGUACCUACUCUCUGGAGAUGUGACGAUGACGACGACUGCUCUGAUAACAGCGAUGAAGAAAACUGUCCGAAGAAGACGUGUGCCACCACAGACUUUGCUUGUAAGAACGGCCAGUGUGUUCCCCAGCGGUGGCGUUGUGACGGCGAGCCGGAGUGUGCUGAUGGAUCAGACGAGGCCGAUGCUACAUGCAGUCGACAGACGUGCCCACCUGAGAAGUUUGACUGUGGGGGGUCAACCAGCAAGUGUGUCUCGUUGUCAUGGAGAUGUGACGGUGAAAGGGACUGUGAGAACGGAGCUGAUGAGAACCAAUGUUCCGCAGACGCCAAUGCCUGCCCCGCCAAGGAGUUCCAGUGCCAUAACAGGAAAUGUGUGGCUCCCAUCUUUGUGUGCGACGGCGACGACGACUGCGGGGAUUGGAGUGAUGAGGAGAAGUGUUCCACUUCCCGCUGUGGCUCCCAGGAGUUCCGCUGUAACGACUCGGAGUGUAUCCCAGCUCUGUGGAGCUGUGAUGGAGACCCUGACUGCAGGGAUAAGUCUGACGAGUCUAUGGAGCGCUGUAGUCGCCGAACAGAGCCCCAGAAGCCCCGGUGCUCGGCGGGGGAGUUCCAGUGUGGAAGUGGAGAGUGUGUCCACCUCAACUGGAAGUGUGACGGAGAAGACGACUGCAAGGACAAAUCUGACGAGGCUGACUGCGCUCUGCUGACCUGCCGUCCAGAUGAGUUCCAGUGUGGUGAUGGGUCCUGUAUCCAUGGAACCAAGCAGUGCAACAGGGUGCACGACUGUCCUGACUUCAGUGAUGAGGCCGGCUGUAUCAACGUCACUAAGUGUGAUGGCCCCAGGAAGUUCAUGUGCAAGAAUGGACAGUGUAUCAACAGCAGCAAGGUGUGUGAUGCUGUCAAAGACUGCAAGGACUGGUCAGAUGAACCUAUGAAGGAGUGUGGUGUGAAUGAGUGCGCAGACAAAAAUGGAGGCUGCUCUCACAUCUGCAGAGACAGGAGGAUUGGCUAUGUGUGUGACUGUCCCUCUGGAUACCAACUAAUGGACAAGAAGACCUGUGAAGACAUAGAUGAGUGUGAAAAGCCUGACUCCUGCAGCCAGAUCUGCAUCAACUACAAAGGAGACUUCAAGUGUGAAUGUUAUCAGGGCUAUGAGAUGGACCCCAGCACCAAGACCUGCAAGGCCGUGGGGAAGAGCCCGUACCUGAUGUUUACUAACCGCCAUGAGAUCUGUCGUAUAGACCUGGUAAAGAGAGAAUACAGCCAGGUGGUUCCCACUCUGAAGAACGCUGUAGCCUUGGAUGUGGAUGUCACCACCAACAAGAUGUACUGGUGUGACCUCUACCAGCGCAAGAUCUACAGUGCGUACAUCAACAAGGCCAGUGAUUCGUCGGAGCAGGUGACUCUGAUUGAGACAGCGCUGUCCUCUCCAGAGGGACUGGCUGUUGACUGGGUCCAGAACAACAUCUACUGGACCGACUCCGGAGAUAAGACUAUCUCCGUCGCCACGGGAGAUGGCAAGAAGAGGAAGGUCCUGAUCGACACUGAGCUGAGCGAACCACGGGCCAUCGCUGUGGACCCCCGACAAGGGUUUAUGUACUGGUCUGACUGGGGGACCCAGGCGAAGAUCGAGAAGGCUGGCAUGAACGGAGUGGAUCGCCAAGUACUGGUGUCACAGAGGAUCGAAUGGCCCAAUGGCAUCACUCUGGACCUAUCCAACAGGCGUCUGUACUGGGUGGACUCCAAGCUGCACCUGCUCUCCAGCAUCGACCUGAACGGUGACAACCGCAAAGUGCUGCUCUUUUCCCAGGACCACCUGGGGCACCCCUUCGCUCUCACUGUCUUCGAGGACCGUGUGUACUGGACAGACCUGGAGGAUGAGGCUAUCUACAGCGCUAACAGGCUAACAGGACACGAUGUGGCUACGCUAGCAGAACACCUCAAUAACCCUCUAGAUGUUGUGGUGUUCCACGAACUACGCCAACCCAAAGCUCCAGACAGCUGUAACAUGGGCAGUCUACCUAACGGGGGCUGUGAGUACCUGUGUCUUAAAGCCCCCCAGAUCACUGACCACUCCCCCAAGUACACCUGUGCCUGCCCGGACGGCAUGGAGCUGGGACCAGGCAUGAGACGAUGUGCCAUAGUCAAACCCAAGACAACCACAUCAGCUCCGAACACAGCCACCAGCACUACCACUACAACUCCUACCACAACCACCACCUCAGCAACCACAACUACCAAUCCAACCACAGGUGCUACUAAAACCACCACCACCACUACAGAACCAACCACAGCCACACGGUCGACCGCAGUUCCUUCGACAUCCUCCCCUCCUCCUCCCCCCAGAACAACAGCUUCGUGGAGGACCCCUCCCUCCACCUCGGGCCCCCGCUCCACUUCCACACCCCCUCUACUGCCCAACAACAUCCAGAGAGAGAACGCUAACCUCUCCCACCACUCUGGAAAUGACCACUACCUCCUGGGUAACAACAUAACAGUGGCGGUUUUGGGUAUAGUGAUUCCUAUAGUGAUCAUCGGCCUGCUCUGCACCGCCGGAUACCUGAUCUGGUGUAACUGGCGCCGGAAGAACACCAAGAGUAUGAACUUCGACAACCCUGUGUACCGUAAGACCACGGAGGACGACGAUGACGAGAUUCACAUCGGUCGUACUGGAGAGUCUAUCGGCCACGUCUACCCCGCUGUGAGUGGCAGCGCUCACCAGCCAUUCCUAGCCCUGCCCCUGGGGGGCGGGAUCACAGACAGCAACUCCCAUUGGUACUCGGGGGCUCCCAUGCAUCCCACCGGCAAAUGAGAUGAGAUGGGGUGGGACUUGGCGAUAGAGAGAGGGUUGGAGUGUGUUGGGGUGGGAGAGUCUCCAAGACAGGGACAGGCUUACAUCCUCACACACACACACACACACACACUUAAGUCACAAAAUCAUUCCAAAAACUUCCUUGGUCAAACACGGAUGUUGAGCCCUUCAUCACCAGCCCACCACCACAUUAUCUUCACCUUCAUUCAUCAUAUAGUCUAUUGGGUCUCUAUCCAUCUCCACAUUCUGUGUUUUGACAGUGUGUGUCACUGUGUUGUCGUUGUGCGUUAGGGAGGCACAGCGUCCUCGGUUGUAGCUUUACUCUCUCCUCUAUGAAGACUUAGUGAAGGGAGCAUCAAACCUGCUCAUUCCCCUUUGGAGUGUAGAUUAGGCAAAAGGGGAACAGUAACCAGAACAGAAACAGCACCUUAGAUGACGGGACAAUCUUUAAUCAUAUUCAUUUAUUCCUGACUAUUCUUGUUUUUAAUGAUAUAUUUCUCUGCAUGAGCGUUUAGUUUUUCUAGCGGUGUACUUGUAAGGGAUCUUAAACAGGGAUCUGCUGGUAAACAUGAACAAGACAGCGCUGGGAUCAGUUUGCAUGGUGACACGCAUUGCUGUCGUGGCGUGGUAGAACAGAGGGAGAGAGGGGUAGUUUAUACACACACACACCUGGUAUGCUACAGUGCUGUGCUGAGAGGUCAUGUUGAAUACCACCUCCUCUUAAGAAUGGGUAGUGGGGGGGGAAACAAGAUUACACCUGGGCUUUCCCUCUUCUCCUCUCUCCUCUCCUAUCUCCUCUUCUCCUUUCCUGUUUUCUCCUCUC